AAAAAAAACAGCAGAUUAUUGCCUGUUUAUGUUAAACAAAUAAAACUAAACGUUUAUCCGCGCCACACAUCUAACACUAAAAACAAGAAUCUAACAUUUGUUCGUGUUUUCUGUGAUUGUCAUUGGCUUGUAAACUGUGUCUAUGCGCGCGUGUGUGAGUGUGUGUGUGUUUGCAUGGGUAAUGAUUUGGAGGCUGUCAAGCUGUCGCGGCGGCAAUUGAAUUAGAAACAAAGACACGGCCGCCGUUGCUGUCGCCAGUGCAGUUGUAUUGACGAUUGCGGCAGGUGCGAGUGCAGGUGCAGCAGCAGCGGCGUCGCCUCAUAAGCACACGCACGCAGGCACACACACACACACACGCACACACUGGAAAAACGGCAACAACAACAACAAUGGCUGGCACGGCAACCGCAACACCAAUGGAAAUUGACGAAUUCAUAAAUGGAGCGCUCGUCUCUUGGCUGGAGUCAUGCCUGCCACGUGCCGAGCUACUCGCUGGUUAUACCUCGCUGCUGGAUGGGCUCAUAAUACACAGUGUUUGGCUGCAGAUCGAUCCGGAGCCGCAGAACAAUCCUAGCGAGUUGCUCAGCGAUCUCAGCGGCAAUUCACUGAGCAUCGCGCGUGCCAAGAACUUUGAGUGCAUUGUCCGCAAUCUAAAGUCGUUGUUCGAGGAGGAGCUGGGCCAAACUAUAUUGGUGCUGCCAGAUGCAUACAUGCUGGGCUACUAUCCGGAGAGUAAGCAUGGCCUGGAACAGAUGAAAACGCUGCUCACCCUGUUGCUGGGUGCAGCUGUGCAAUGCCCUAAUAAGGAGCUGUUCAUUGCGCGCAUCAAGGAGCUAGAUCUGGAGACGCAGCAUGGCAUUGUGGCGCUCAUCAAACAGGUUACGGAUAGCCAUAGUCUGGUGCUCACUGAGGAUUCAAUAGACCGUUUAUCGGCGGAGAACAUGUAUGGCCACAUAAUCCGCCUUACUAAGGAGCGCGAUCACAUGUACUUGAAGUGGAUCGAGACCGUGUGCGUGGAGCCAGAGCUAAGUAACAGUGAAGGCGCUGAAUGCGGCCAAGGUGUCAGUGUGCCACGAUCACCCUCCAGCGGCACGGCCACCUCGACGCCUUCCUCAUCCUCCAAUUCAGAGAGCAAUCACUUAGCCGUGGAGUGCGCGGAUCUUAGAUCAAAGAAUCGCAAAUUGCGUCAGGAGCUGGAGGAGAAGUCGGAGAAUCUGCUGGAGUUGCGCGAGGAGCUUGAUGACAAAAAGCAGCGCUUCGACAAGUUGCGCCAGGAGAGUCAGGAGUGGUUUACCGAGGCCAAGCGUGCGGCUGCCUAUCGGGAUGAGGUUGAUAUAUUGCGGGAGCGUGCCGAACGUGCCGAUCGUCUGGAGAUUGAGGUGCAGAAAUAUAGGGAAAAGCUGGGCGACUCUGACUUUUACAAAUCACGUGUUGAAGAGCUGCGCGAGGAUAAUCGCGUGCUGCUGGAAUCCAAAGAAAUGCUGGAGGAGCAGCUGCAGCGUUCACGCAAGCGUUCGGAACAUGCCAUCACCUUAGAGUCGGAAAUCAUCAAGUACAAGCAGAAACUCAAUGACAUGGCGCUGGAGCGUGAUGUAGAUAGAUCCAAGCUAGAGGAGCUGCUCGAGGAAAAUGCACAGCUACAGCUGGUAGCAAAGAAUCUCAAUUCCACGCAGGAGAUUGAUAAAUCCUUCUCCGACAAUGAGGACGAGUGCAAUUCGGGCGACAACAGUUUAUCCGAGCAGCUCACAAACAAUGCACAAACGCGUGCUCUUAAACUGGAGCUGGAGAACCGACGACUCACUGCCGCCCUGGAACAGUUGAAGGAAAGCAGUUUCCAUGAAUCCACCAGCAAAAUGCUAGAGCUCGAGAAGGAGAAGAAGAAAUUGUCGCUGAAAAUCGAACAAAUGCAAGAGAACAUUCAGAGAUUAACGCAACAAAAUGUAGAAUUGGAGAGCGUAUUCAAAAACGCACUUGAAGAGAACAAAAAACUGCAGGAUGCCGUCGAUAAUCGUCAGAAGAGCUACGAUCGCCAGAGUCUAGAGCGUGAGGUAGAUCGCCAGAAACUUUCGGAUGCCGAACAGCAUGUGGAGACACUGAACAAGGAGAAGCAACGCAUUCAAACGCUCAACGAGAGCAUCCAGCGGCGAGCCGAUGAUUUGGAGCGUCUUGCAGAGAGCAAAACCAAGGAACUGGAACAGUAUGCUGAGAAACAACAACAGUACGAGCAGACCAAGCAGAAACUCUACGAGAUCGAAGCCAAGGUGUGCACCUUCGAGCGCGAAAACACCAGCCUUCUUAAGGAGGUGGCCAAACUCAAAGAGAGUAGUGAACAAAAGUCUGUGCAGCUAGACCAGAGCAUUAAUCGGCUGGACACGCAAGCCAAGGAGCUAAUGCGGCUCGCCAAAGUUGAGGACGAAGCGGAGCAAGUGCAGCAAAAACUUGUCGAACUGGAAAAACAGAAUCAAGAGCUGAGUUCGCAGCGCAACAUAGAUCGGGAAAUGAUUAGCACGUUACGAAACGAUCUGGUCAAUGGCACGCUCGUCACCAAAAAGGUGCGCCACAAUCUAGAAAAGCUGGGUCUCGACGUUAACGAAGUCGAUGGAGAGCCGGCCGAACUAAAUGUGGAGCAUGUAGUCGAGAAGCUAGUGCGCAACCCGGAGACCUUCAAAACGGUGCGUGAAAUAAUGCUUAAUGUCAAUCGUGAGCAGCAGCUGGAGGCUGGCGUCAAGUCGGAUAUGUGUGUGCUCUGCCAUCGCCAGGAGAUCUUUACUGUUGAAAAGAACAUUGAAUUGUCAGCUGCGACACACGCACCGACAACGCAGGAGCUUCGUUUCGAGCACAAGCUGCGUCUAAGUCCAGCGCGCGACUCGGCGGAAGUGACGCGGCUGCAGGACAGCAACACGCAGCUGCAAACAGAGAAUGCUCGUCUCAGUGUGGAUGUGGCAGCAUUGGGCUCACAAAUCACAUCGCUCAAUACACAGCACGUGGCGCUGCAGUUGGCCAACUCACAGCUGGCCGCCGAAAAGGAUACGCUGCUGAAGGAUAUUGAUGCAUUACAGCAGGAGCAUAAACACGCGCUGCAGGAUCAGGUUACACUACAGUGUCUGCACGAUCAGCUCUCCGCCGAAUAUGAGUCGCUCAACAAGGACAAGGAACAGCUAAAGGCGGCCGUGCGAGAUCUGCGCCAAGAGACGCGCGAUGCACGCGAGACAAUCCAAUCACAGGAGCAGCGUAUCGAGGAGUUGACAGCACAGACCAACAGCAUGAAAACAUGCCACGAAGACCUCGCAAUACUGCGCACCGAGCACUCCAAGCUUACAGACGACUUCCGCAAUCUCUUCGCCACCAGCGAUCGCUUCAAGAACGAGUACAAGAACAUACAGGAACAGUACAAGAUGAUACGCGUGGAGCACAGCAGUCUGAAAUUGCAAAAUACCGAACUAACCGGCGAGCUAAAUGUUAAACAAGAUCAGGUGCGUCUGCUCCAGAUCGAAUACUCCAAGGUGCAGCAGCGUUGCGAGAUGCUUAUACAAAACAAUGCCGACUUAGACUCGGAACGCAAGGCUCUGAUGGAUAAUGUGUCACAGCUGCUGUCGCAGUACCAAGAACUGCUGGCCAUUUCGUUGGAGGAUAAGAAGCACUUCCAUGAGGAAGAAAAGAACUAUACGGAACGUGUGCACAGUCUGAAGCGUCAAAAGGAAAAGCUCGAAGAGAAAAUAAUGGAGCACUAUAAGAAAUCGGAGACUACUGUGCAAAAAAAGAAACCAUUUGCCAGCAGCCUCGUUCGACGCGUUAAGAAGGCCAGCUCCGAUUUGAUGAAUAAAGUGCCUAGUCGGAAUCGACGCUCUUGGGUUGAUGAUGCGCGCACCAAUUCACAGUUUGUCAUCGGCUCCGAAUCGGGCGGCAAUGAGUCGGAUAAUAGCAACGAGGAGCCGCUAUCCAUAGCCUCUGACACGCAUUUGCUGCAGCGUAAUAUGCCGCUGCGUCAGAGUCUUCAGCGAGAUUUACUGGAUAGCUCCAUACAACGCGGUGGCACUGUGCGAAGUAGCCUGCAGGCACAGAAACGUACGGAUUUGAGUAACUCACGUAGAAAUAGCGUGCACGGCACCCUUGAACCGCCGGAUGUAACUGGCAGCAGCUUGACGUUAGGCACUGCAGGCUCUCGGCGCACCGUUUAUUUAAUCGACGAAAAGCUGCCGGAUGGCUCAAGCGCCUCAGCGCAGCAGUCGCAACAGCCGCAGGCUACUUCAACGCCCACUCCCAGCAACAAUGCUACAGCAACCGCUGCCGCUGCCGCCGCCGCCACCGGCGCUGAGCCACAAACACCACUGAAGAACGACAAUCAGCCAUCCACGUUUCUUAUGUACAAUCGCAUCAAUACAACCAUUGGCGGUGCACCCGCCAACACAACAACUAGCGAUCAGAGUCCGCUGCUGCAGGCCAGCGGCAGUGGCGGCAGCGUCGCCGGCAGCGCCAACCAGGACGAUAAAGCAAUGCGUAAACGCAAUGAGGAUAAGAGCAAUAGCAUUUGGUAUGAAUACGGCUGCGUUUAGAUCAUUUGGAACACAAGAAAACUGCAUUUGCUGACGACGAAGUAUUAUUUCGUUUUAGAAAGUAACGAAUUUAUGCCUUUAGCUUAACAGAAGAGAAAUUUACUAAGUGCUUCUUAAAUGCUAUGAUUUGCCUUAAGCUACAGACAAACAGGUCUGCAAUUUAUAUACGUAGCAUUUACAUAACUUUUUGUGUAUGUUGUGUUUUACAACUAGAUUUAGAUAGAUAUACAAAUUGUAGUCGUAUUUAUAUGUAACUAAACGAAGACUACGGCAACUGUGCGAAUUCAGAAUUACCUAGUAGCAUAUAUAUAUAUAUACACGUUUACUCAUAUACCCAUGUACUUAUGUAUGUGUAUACCAAUACCGAAAUGUAUGUCCGUUACGUCCACAAGAUUGGGCUGCCCCAAGAGCAGCCACAGGUCAAAAGUUUUAUUAUUAUGAUUAUAUAUAUGCAUUUUACAUGUAACACUUGAACUCGAAUAUAUUCCUACACGCCACACACAUUGUAUACUAAAGCUUACAGCUAACGAAUGCGCCUUCAAUUUGUGAAUAUACAUAUAUUUUUCUAAGACUAAGCAAUAACAAUUAAAGUAGAAGUAAAGUUCUUUAAUUUA
Molecule: messenger RNA, 5167 nt
Organism: Drosophila montana
Lineage: Eukaryota; Metazoa; Arthropoda; Insecta; Diptera; Drosophilidae
Gene: Girdin
Product: protein girdin
Exons: 10
Coding region: 390-4553 (1387 amino acids)
Biological process (GO): cytoskeleton-dependent intracellular transport; cytoplasmic microtubule organization
Cellular component (GO): centrosome; cytoplasm
Molecular function (GO): microtubule binding; dynein light intermediate chain binding
Source: RefSeq, a predicted model, not a curated record